AACCUUCCAUCUUAUUCCUGCGGGCAGAUCUUUGUCAGCAUUCUCUUAAGAAAGACUAUGUGCAGAUGCAGCUUUGUUUUUGCAUCAGAACUCACAAUAAAGAACAUGGUAUUAGAAGAUCAAUCAGCUUUAUACAAUAAUGCAUGUUACUGCACAAGUCCAGUCAUCUGCAGUUGACUUUUCUCUGGCGAUUUUUCUCUCUGGUCGUCUGUCUUCUUAUGCUGAGACUUGCACUGCAGAAGCAUUUGCAGUGUUCAUCUGUGACCGACCAGCCAUGGCGCAGCACAGGUGGAGCUUAUUCUCUGUUGUCAUCCACCUUUCAUUUGCAGCGAUGGUGAUUCCUCUGGUGAGCUCGCUCUCCUUCAACUUCCCUAGUUUCAGAGAGGACGACCAAUCAUUCCAUGAAGAGGCCGAUGCAUCCUUCAAUGGCACGGUGAUCAAUCUUACGCGGUACCCCAUGCAGUAUGCCACCGGCAGAGUGGUGUACAACGAGCCGCUCCUCCUGUGGGAUGCCGACACAAGAAAUCUGACUGAUUUCACCACUAAUUUCUCCUUCAUCAUCGAUUCCGUCAACCAGUCGUCGUACGCCGACGGCCUGGCUUUCUUCCUGUCGCCUUAUGGUUCCACCUUUCCUACCUAUUCGAGGGGUGGCUUCCUCGGCCUCUACAGCAACAGCUCCAUGGACAAUACGACCGUCAAGACGGUGGCGGUGGAGUUCGAUACCUUCUCUAAUGAUUGGGAUCCGAAGGGAGAUCAUCUUGGAAUCGAUGUCAACUCGAUCAUAUCAAACAAGACGGUGCCGUGGAACAGCCGUGUCAGGGAUGGCAGACGGGCAAAUGCAUGGGUGAACUACGACGCCACCACCUUCAAUUUGAGUGCCUUUGUAACCUACGGAGAAGAUCAGCUCUCCAAUGGCAGUACCAGCCUAUCCCUCACCGUUGAUCUGCGAGAUUUCCUGCCGGAGAGGGUAGCGGUUGGCUUCUCGGCCACCACCGGCAACUUGACUGAGACGCACACCCUUCUCUCUUGGUCUUUCACCUCAACCAUGCAAUCCCCUGAAGAAAGCAGAGGUAACAAGAAGCUGGUUGGAAUUGUGGUCGCUGCUGUUGUCGGAGUUGUUGUCGUGCUUGGUGGCUUACUCUGGUUCUUGUUAUGGAGGAAGAAGGCCACUGCUAGGACCGUGAGAAGCCAAGGUGGCACUGGAAGAGUUGUGGGAGCCGAAGAUGGUGUGGACAGUGAUGACACGAUUGAUGAUGAGUUCGAGAAAGAAGGGAGGCCGAAGAGAAUUCCUUACCAGGAGCUGGUCCACACGACGAGGAACUUCUCCGAGGAGGGGAAGCUUGGCGAGGGAGGAUUCGGGUCGGUCUACAAAGGCAAUCUGGAUGGUCUCGACGUUGCCAUCAAAAGGAUCUCCAAAGAUUCGAAGCAGGGAAGGAAGGAGUACGUCUCCGAGGUCAAGAUCAUCAACCGGCUGCGCCACCGUAACCUGGUGCGCCUGAUCGGUUGGUGCCACGCCCGCGGCGAGUUCCUGCUCGUCUAUGAGUUCAUGCCCAACGGGAGCCUCAACUCCCAUCUCUACAGGUCCGAGAACCCCCUCGGGUGGCCGGCGCGGCACAAGAUCGCGUUGGGCUUGGCCUCCGCCCUUUUCUACCUCCACGAGGAGUGCGAGCCGUACGUGGUUCACCGCGACGUGAAGCCCAGCAACGUCAUGCUCGACUCCGCGUUCAACGCCAAGCUCGGCGACUUCGGCCUCGCCAGGCUCGUCGACCAUGACUGCGGCCUUCGGACCACGAACCUGGCAGGCACGUUGCCGUACAUGGCUCCCGAGUACCUCCACAACGGCACGGCUAGCAAAGAAUCCGAUGUCUACAGCUUCGGAAUCGUCGCGCUGGAGAUCGCGUGUGGGAGAAGGCCGAUGGAGGCAAUGUUACUUGCCGCAUGGGUGUGGGAGCUCCAUGGAAGGGGAACAGUCCUUGAAGCAGCUGACAAGAGGCUCAAUGGCAACUUCACGGAGGCGCAAAUGGAGCGGUUGAUGGUGGUAGGAUUAUGGUGUGCCCAUCCCGACCAGACUCUCCGGCCGUCGAUCAAGCAGGCCAUCAACGUGCUCAACUCCGAGGCGCCAUUGCCGAAGCUUCCUCCGAGGCGGCCCAGGCCGGUCUACCGCCACCCUUCCGACGACAUGGCCGCCCCUGCAACUUCGUCCAACUUUAUGACUGCAACAUAUUCCUCCGCAGGUGCAGGUGCAGCUUCAGCUUCAGCUUCAUCUUCUGCAAGUGCAGCUUCUUCUUCUUCCGAUGUGAAACCACCGACUGCUCCGAACUCUACAAAUUCUCUCAACAUUAGCAUCUCUCCGACUUCGACGUAUCAGAAGAUUCACGAACGGAUGCUGCACAAAGUUGACGUGUAACAUGCUUCAUUGGUAGUAAUGAAGUUCUUCCAUUGUAGUAAUGUUAUCUGCACUUGGCGAACUUGUAUCAGAAAGUGUUUUGCUCAGUUCUUCCAUUGUAGUAAUGUUAUCUGCACACACUUCAACCAAAUUUUGCCUUUGAUUC
Molecule: messenger RNA, 2552 nt
Organism: Musa acuminata subsp. malaccensis (wild Malaysian banana)
Lineage: Eukaryota; Viridiplantae; Streptophyta; Magnoliopsida; Zingiberales; Musaceae
Product: L-type lectin-domain containing receptor kinase IX.1-like
Biological process (GO): protein phosphorylation
Cellular component (GO): plasma membrane
Molecular function (GO): ATP binding; protein kinase activity; carbohydrate binding
Source: RefSeq, a predicted model, not a curated record